AAAAAGAUAACCAAAAUUUUCACUCAAGAAUCAAUCACUUUACCAACCCCAUCAAAUCUCUUCCAAAUUCCAAUAUGAUUUUUAAAACCAUAUAUAUCAACAAGAUGUCUUCCCCCGUAAAACCCUUCUUCUCCCUUCUCUUCUUGCUUUUGUUUCUCUUCAUCAUUCCACUGCUUCAAUCUGCCCCUGACAACUCCAACUUAGUAUACAAAGGAUGUGCAAAGCAACCUUUGCAGGAUCCCAAUGGGGUCUACUCAUCUGCCCUUUCUGCCAUUUUUGGUACAUUGAUUCAACAAUCUUCAAAAGCGAAGUUCUUCAAGACCACAUCUGGAAGUGGGCAAGCUUCAGUCUCUGGUCUUUUUCAAUGCAGAGGGGAUCUCACUAAUCUUGAUUGCUACAACUGUGUCAGCAGGCUCCCAAUCUUGAUGGACAAACUCUGUGGCAAGACUGUGGCUGCAAGAAUCCAGCUUCUGGGUUGUUACAUGCUUUAUGAAGUCUCUGGGUUCGCUCAAAUCUCAGGAAUGGAGAUGCUUUACAAGACCUGUGGGUCGACUAAUGCUGGUGGAAGUGGGUUUGAAGAGAGAAGGGACUCUGCAUUUACGACUUUGGAGAGUGGAGUUGGGAGUGGAAAUGGUGGAUUUUACACCACAAGUUAUGAAUCUUUAUAUGUUUUGGGGCAAUGCCAAGGUGAUUUAGGAACUUCUGAUUGUGGAGAUUGUGUGAAAAAUGCAGUCCAGAGAGCUCAAGUCGAAUGUGGAAGCUCCAUUUCAGGACAAAUCUAUCUCCAUAGAUGCUUCAUUAGUUACAGUUACUACCCAAAUGGGACACCAAACCCAGAGAAAUCAUCAUCUUCUUCAUACUCUUCAUCUUCAUCUUCAUCUUCAUCUUCAUCUUCUUCAGGGACAGGGACAAAUGCAGGGAAAACAGUGGCAAUUAUCUUGGGAGGGGCAGCAGGAGUUGGAUUCAUAGUGAUAUGUAUACUGUUUGCUAAGAACUUAGCAAAGAAACAUGAUGAUUACUGAAAGGAGAGUCUGCAAAUUCUCCAAAGAACCAAAGAUCCAAUUUUUGAGGUGGGUUCUUUCAUUGGUCUUUUGCAAAUCCACAAGGCAAAGAGGUGUAAUUUUUGGUAUAUUUACAAGGAAAUGGAAUGAAUGGUGGAAAAGAUGUAAUGUUUUAAUUUGUGUUGUGAGUGAGACCUUGGCUUAAAGCCAAAGCCAAUGCCAAUGCCAUGUUGCUUUCCAUCUA
Molecule: messenger RNA, 1245 nt
Organism: Cynara cardunculus var. scolymus (artichoke)
Lineage: Eukaryota; Viridiplantae; Streptophyta; Magnoliopsida; Asterales; Asteraceae
Product: cysteine-rich repeat secretory protein 3-like
Exons: 3
Coding region: 75-1022 (315 amino acids)
Biological process (GO): plasmodesmata-mediated intercellular transport; transport of virus in multicellular host
Cellular component (GO): plasmodesma
Source: RefSeq, a predicted model, not a curated record